Molecule: messenger RNA, 2749 nt
Organism: Mastomys coucha (southern multimammate mouse)
Lineage: Eukaryota; Metazoa; Chordata; Mammalia; Rodentia; Muridae
Gene: Lilrb3
Product: leukocyte immunoglobulin like receptor B3
Exons: 15
Coding region: 100-2631 (843 amino acids)
Biological process (GO): cytokine-mediated signaling pathway
Molecular function (GO): inhibitory MHC class I receptor activity
Source: RefSeq, a predicted model, not a curated record
GACUGCCCUGCCUCCAGGGCCACACCCUGGUUCCAAUCCCUUCAGAAAGGCUCUGUAGCUCUGCCCUCAAGCACAGCUGCACCUCUGAGAGGAGAUGCCAUGACCUUCACCUUCACAGCCCUGCUCAGUCUUGGACUGACUCUGAGCCUCUGGGUUCCAGUGCUGACAGGGUCCCUCCCUAAACCUAUCCUCAGAGUACAGCCAGAUUCUGUGGUCAUAGUGGGGACUAAGGUGACCUUUUUGUGUGAGGAGACAAUCAGAGCCAAUGAGUACAAUCUCUAUAAAAACGGAAACCUACAUACAAAAUUUACAAAGAACAAACAGAAGCCAGCAAACAAGGCUGAAUUCUCAUUAUCAUAUGUAGGGCAGCAAGAUGCAGGGCUAUAUCGAUGUUCCUACAGGACCCAGGCUAAAUCAUCAAACUACAGUGACCCCCUGAAGCUCAUGGUGACAGAAGCCUAUGAGAAACCCAUCCUUUCAGCCCAGGCCAGCCCUGUGGUGACUUCAAGAGGGUAUGUCACCCUCCAGUGUGAGACCUGGCAGAAAUACCACAGGCUCAUUCUGAUUGUAGGACCACAGAAGCGCUCUUGGAGGCAGGACUCACAGUAUAACAACUCUACAAGGAAGUACCAUGCCCUGUUCACUGUGGGCCCUGUGACCCCUAACCAGAGAUGGAUAUGCAGAUGCUACAGUUAUGACAGGAAAAGACCAUUCUUGUGGUCAGCUCCUAGUGAAGCCCUGGAGCUCCUGGUCUCAGGGAACCUCCAAAAACCAACCCUCAAGGCUGAACCAGGCUCUGUGAUCGCCUCUGGAGGAGCAAUGACCAUCUGGUAUCAGGGGAACCUGGAUGCAGACAUAUGUUUUCUGCAUAAUGAGGGAAACCAAAAAACACACAGCACACAGAUCCUACAGGAACCUGGGAACAAGGGCAAGUUCUUCUUCCCUUCUGUAACACGACAACAUGCAGGGCAAUAUCGCUGUUAUUGUUACAGCUCAGCUGGUUGGUCAGAGCCCAGUGACGCCCUGGAGCUGGUGGUGACAGGCAUCUAUGACUACUAUGAACCCAGGCUGUCAGUACUGCCCAGCCCUGUGAUGACAGCAGGAGAGAACAUGACCCUUCAAUGUGUCUCCCAGAAAGCAUAUGAUAAGUUCAUUCUCACCAAGGACGAUCAGAAGUUCACUAGCUCACUGGACACAGAGUAUAUAUCUUCUAGUGACCAGUACCAAGCCCAGUUUGUUUUGAGACCCACAACUACAGCCCACACAGGGACAUUCAAAUGUUAUGGUUACUACAAGAAUACCCCACAGCUGUGGUCAGCACCCAGUGCUCCCCAACAAAUACUCAUCUCAGGGCUGUCCAAGAAGCCCUCUCUGCUGACUCACCAAGGCCAUAUCUUGGAACCUGGAAUGAACCUCAUCCUGCAGUGUUUCUCUGACAUCAACUAUGACAGAUUUGCUCUGCACAAGGAUGGGAGAGCUGACAUCAUGCAGCACUCUAGCCAGCAGACUGACACUGGCAUUUCCAUGGCCAACUUCACACUGGGCUAUGUGAGCCACUCCACUGGAGGCCAAUACAGAUGCUACGGUGCACACAAUCUCUCCACUGAGUGGUCAGCCUCCAGUGACCCCCUGAACAUCCUGAUCACAGGAUGGCUCCAAAUCACUCCUUCCCUCUCAGUGAAGCCUAACUCCACAGUACACUCAGGAGAGAACGUGACUCUGCUGUGUGGGUCAAUGUACAGUGUGGACACUUUCAUUCUGUCCAAGGAGGGAUCAGACCAGCAACCCCUGCGACUAAAAUCAAAGUACCAUGAUCGGCAGUCCCAGGCAGAAUUCUCCAUGACUGCUGUGACCUCCCAUCUCUCAGGCACCUACAGGUGCUAUGGUUCUCAAGACUCAUCUCUCUACCUGUUGUCCUUUGCCAGUGCCCCUGUGGAGCUCACAGUCUCAGGACCCAUCAGACCCUCCACCCCACCACCCACUACGUCCAUGCCACUAGAGGGACUGCAAAGGUACCUAAAGGCUCUGAUUGGAGUGUCUGUGGCCUUCCUCCUGUUCCUCUUCAUCCUCAUCUUCAUUCUCCUCAGACGAAGGCAUCAGGGAAAAUUCAGGAAGGAUGGUGAGGAGGCCCAGAAAGAGAAAGAAUUGCAACUUUCUACAGGAGCUGCAGAGCCCAUAACCAGGGAUAGAGAACCCCGGAAGAGGUCAAACCCAGCUGCUGCUACCCAGGAAGAAAGGCUAUAUGCUUCAGUGCAGGACAUGCAAACUGAGGAUGGUGUGGAGCUGAACAGUUGGAAACCAUCUGAGGAAGAUCCCCAGGGAGAGACAUACGCCCAGGUGAAACCCUCCAGGUUCAGGAGGGCAGGAGCUGUCUCACCUUCUGUCAUGUCAAGGGAACAGCUGAGCACAGAAUAUGAACAAGCAGAAGAGUGCCCAGAAGUAAACAGUCAGGCUGCCGAAUCCGAGGAAUCCCAGGAUGUGACCUAUGCUCAGCUGUGCAGCAGGACUCUCAGACAGGGGACAGCUGCAUCUCCUCUCUCCCAAGCAGGGGAAGCCCCGGAGGAGCCCAGUGUAUAUGCUGCUCUGGCGGCUGCCCGUCCAGGGGCUGUUCCCAAGGACAAGGAACAAUGACCCUAUGCCUGCCAGGAUGCCUAACAGAGACCUCCAAGGGACUCUGGGAACUUUUGGAAACCUGACUGCACUUUAAGUAACAUCACAGUUGGAAAUAAAGCCAGAGAUUUCUCAAUAA